CUGAAUAUCCUUAGUAAAAGAGGAGACAUUGCAUGUCUCUUUGCUCCAGGAUAAUGGUGUUUCUCUCGCUUAACUUCUAGGACUUCUCGGAACCUGCAUAGUCACUAUCAUGAGGCCCCCCUGACCCGGAAGCACUAUCAGGUCACUGGCUAUGGCAUAAAUGGGACAGGAGAUUCAAAUGAUUUCUGGCGGAUUGAGGUUGUAAACAGAAAAUUUGGAAACCGGAUCAAAGUGCUGAGAAGUCGCAUUCGCCUCAUCCAUCUGGUCACAGGUUGUGUCCUGGGCUCCUCGGGAAAGGUCUUGCCCAAGUGGGGCUGGGAACAGUUGGAAGUUACUUGCACCCCAUACCUAAAGGAAACCCUCAACUCUAUCUGGAAUGUGGAGGACCAUAUCAAUCCCAAAUUGCCAAACAUCAGCCUGGACGUGCUGCAGCCCACUUUUCCUGAGAUCUUGCUGGAGUCCCACAUGGUGAUGAUCCGGGGGAACAAUGGCCUCAAACCCAAGGACAAUGAGUUCACAUCCAAACCCUGGCACUGGCCUAUCAACUAUCAGCGAGCUCACAUAGAAUCGGCCUCCUGCCCAGGCUCCCUGUCUGUGGAAGGUAACUGGUCUUCCUCCCCGCCGGAGCACGUGUGGCUGGGAUGCACUGGGCCCUGGAUCAGCAGGGUGUCCUCUGCCCCGCAGGGCCUGCGCUUCUCAGGGAUCAAUGACACAGACUUCCGCGUGUAUCUGCUCGGCAACCCGGUGGUUUGGUGGCUGAAUCUGUUGAGCAUUGCCCUCUACCUCCUCUUGGGGAGCAUCAUGGCUGUAGCUGUGCAGAGAGGGGCACGCCUGCCUGCAGAGAUUGAAGGGCUGUCCCAGGUCCUGCUGCAAGGAGGCGGUCAGCUCCUGCUCGGCUGGAUGCUCCAUUACUUCCCAUUCUUCCUGAUGGGCCGGAUCCUCUAUUUCCACCACUACUUCCCAGCCAUGCUCUUCUCCAGCAUGUUGACAGGGAUUCUGUGGGAUACUCUCCUGCGGCUCUGUGCCUGGAGUCUGGCCUCCUCUUCCCUGGCCAGGGGCAUAUAUGCGGUGGGACUUCUGAGCCUGCUCCUGGGAACUGCCUACAGCUUCUACCUCUUCCACCCUCUGGCUUAUGGGAUGGUCGGUCCCCUAGCCCAGGACCCCCGAAGUCCCAUGGCAGGACUAAGGUGGCUUGAAUCAUGGGACUUUUGAGGCUACUGCUACUCCAGCCAGAAUCCAGGAACUUUCUGGGGACAGCCAGCUGUGCAGCCAGACCCUCCCAGCUGUGGGCAAAGCUGCCCGAGGAGCCUGAGGAAUUCUGCUGCCUGCCAGGACCAAGCUCUGGGAGCAUACCUGGAAUUUAGCCCAGCACUAGGGAGAGCUGCAGCGCUGUCUGCAGAG
Molecule: messenger RNA, 1401 nt
Organism: Leptonychotes weddellii (Weddell seal)
Lineage: Eukaryota; Metazoa; Chordata; Mammalia; Carnivora; Phocidae
Source: RefSeq, a predicted model, not a curated record